This is a messenger RNA of Trichoderma atroviride IMI 206040, 941 nucleotides long. NCBI's taxonomy places the organism in Eukaryota, Fungi, Ascomycota, Sordariomycetes, Hypocreales, Hypocreaceae. The record is from RefSeq and is a predicted model, not a curated record.
AUCGGUCCCUGCUUGAGGGCGCCAAUGAGCAGCUCGCGGAGCUGGUUGACGGCCCAUUCUCCCGGCGGCGACUCGAGAAUUAGUCUCCGCAGAAGCGAAACUGUGUCGGCCAUGUUGAAGUGAUAACGAAAAGAAAAAAAGACGAAAAGGAAAGGGCGUGUUGAAACGAGAGACGGUCCUAUACGGUGCACAAGAGGUAGAGGGGGCCGGCAAAUAGGCGUGGGUUUUUUUUUUCUUUGUUAAAUUAGAAGGAAUAAAAUGAGCGAAGACAGAAGAGGAAAAGGCUACCGCUGCUGCAGAAGAGGAGGAAAGAAUAUGAGGUUAGAGAAGAGCACGGCAGAGCAUGAUGGCUGCAAAUCUGAACAGGUCACUGGCUAGAGGAAUGAAUGAAAAUUAAGGCGGAUUUCGCCAAAGGGCCGCGAAACUGCUGUGGCGAAGCUGUGUUGGAAGCUCAACUGGCCACAUUUGCUGUCCAGCGCGCAGCUCUAGCGCAGCCUGGCCCUUGGCGGUUCGGAGAUCUGGGGACAGGGGCAAAUCGAAGAGGAAUCCGAGGCGAGACAGCGCCCCCUUGCACAGGAAAAUGAAGUGAACAGAUUGAUGAUAAGCACGUGUUUGAUGAUUGGUUGCUGUUCUGCCGUGCACAUUAGUUAUUUGAUCUUUUGUCCUUUGCCUUGUUGAGAUGUCUUGUCAAGUGUGCGCGGUUGUAUGUAGCAUUGAGUCUGUAUUCCUGGGGCCGCAGCCUGCUGUAGAACAUCAAAUCCAUAGUACAGUACUAUCGAUGUUCCGAUAGGCCUAGACCUCGAUAGGGCAGCGAUGCUCUUAUACCGGCACGUUUUCCCAACAGAGCCCCUGGACCCAGCCUCGGUGGCUGACGGCGGUGCCUGGCCUCGCUGCCGGUUGUGGUAAUUUCACAUUGUGCCUCAUAUAUAUCCGCCACGUUU